GGGCUUUUGAGAAAGUAAAUAGAAAGAGGAAUCUGGAGGAACUAAUAUAGCCUGACCUUCGAUACGACCCGGACUCAACCUGGUCGGCAUAAAUUGUGUGAUUAAUUCAUAGCUUAACGUUAGUGUAGGGAGCGCUGAACCUUUCAACGCGGCUCCAGAGUGUGACAAGAGUAGGUUCCCCCUCCCCCGUGUCAUUCAAUCUUUGAACGGGAGAACGGGACAAACGGCGGAGGACAGGACAGCGGGGAGGCAACAAACCACUAGCCAGUUAUCACCGAAAUACAAGCGCUAGCAUUUGUUGCGGGUUACUGAUAUUUCCUUAGAGGGAUUUAUACAUGUGCCCUUACAUGCAGUGCUGCACUUGCAGCGCGAGUAAGAGAGACACAAGGAUACGGAUUUAACAGAUUCAAGGGAAAGCGCGCUCGGGGUUUAAAUCGUUUUUUUAUUUUUAUUUAGACAUCUAUGCGAUUAGAUUUUUGCGAUCUAAAUCAACAUUUGGCAUCCUUUGUGGGUCUGCUACGAAAAUAGAGCCUCGAUAACGGGUUUGGAUGGUUGGCCCCCUGCCCCGGUCACCAUGAGCACCAUCUCCCCCACCGACUUCGACAGCCUGGAGAUCCAGCAGCAGUACAACGACAUCAACAACCGCUGGGACCUGGCCGCGGAGUCCGACUGGGACAAUGAGAACAGUUCCGCCCGCCUCUUCGAGCGCUCCCGCAUCAAGGCCCUGGCCGGGAUGAUGGAGCUGGAACAGAAGACCAGCGAGCCUUGCCUGUCCCCGGCUGCCUUCGUCGACCAGGUGCAGUACUCCAACAUACUGGAGGGCAGAUUCAAGCAGCUGCAAGACGAGCGGGAGGCGGUGCAGAAGAAGACCUUCACCAAGUGGGUGAACUCCCACCUGGGCCGAGUCACCUGCCGCAUCGGGGACCUGUACACCGACCUGCGCGACGGACGCAUGCUCAUCCGCCUGCUGGAAGUGCUGUCCAGCGAACAGCUGCCCAAGCCUACUAAGGGUCGCAUGCGGAUCCACUGCCUGGAGAACGUGGACAAGGCCCUGCAGUUCCUCAAGGAGCAGAAGGUCCACCUGGAGAACAUGGGCUCCCAUGACAUUGUGGAUGGGAACCACCGCCUCACCCUGGGUCUUAUAUGGACCAUAAUCCUGCGCUUCCAGAUCCAGGACAUCAGCGUGGAGACGGAGGACAACAAGGAGAAGAAGUCAGCAAAAGACGCCCUGCUGCUGUGGUGCCAGAUGAAGACUGCAGGGUACCAGAAUGUCAAUGUUCACAACUUCACAACCAGCUGGAGGGAUGGCCUUGCCUUCAAUGCUAUCGUGCACAAGCACAGACCCGACCUGAUUGAGUUUGACACCCUGAAGAGGUCCAACGCCCACUACAACCUUCAGAAUGCUUUCAACGUGGCGGAGAAGGAGCUGGGGCUCACCAAGCUGCUGGACCCUGAGGAUGUCAACGUCGAUCACCCGGAUGAGAAGUCCAUCAUCACCUACGUGGCCACCUACUACCACUACUUCUCUAAGAUGAAGGCCCUUGCUGUGGAGGGCAAGAGGAUUGGCAAGGUGCUGGACUACGCCAUCGAGGCGGACCAGCUGAUUGAGAAAUACGAGACCCUGGCAUCAGAGCUGCUGCAGUGGAUCGAGCAGACCAUCUUCACCCUCAACGACCGGCAGCUGGCCAACUCCCUGAGCGGAGUGCAGAACCAGCUGCAGGCCUUCAACACCUACCGCACCGUGGAGAAGCCGCCCAAGUUUACAGAAAAGGGAAAUCUGGAGGUCUUGCUGUUCACCAUCCAAAGCAAAAUGAGGGCCAACAAUCAGAAGGUCUACAUGCCCAGGGAGGGCAAGCUCAUCUCUGACAUUAACAAGGCGUGGGAACGCCUGGAGAAGGCGGAGCACGAGCGGGAGCUGGCGCUGCGCAACGAGCUGAUUCGCCAGGAGAAGCUGGAGAUGCUGGCGGCGCGUUUCGACCGCAAGGCGGCCAUGAGGGAGACUUGGCUGAGCGAGAACCAGCGCCUCGUCUCUCAGGACAACUUCGGCAUCGACCUGAGCGCGGUGGAGGCGGCCACGCGGAAGCACGAGGCCAUCGAGACGGACAUCGGGGCGUACGGGGAGCGCGUGGCGGCCGUGGAGGCGGUGGCGCGGGAGCUGGAGGCGGAGGGAUACCACGAGGUGCGGCGGGUGCUGGCGCGCCGCGACAACGUGCUGCGCCUCUGGGAGUACCUGAAGGAGCUGCUGGCCGCCCGCAGGGAGAGGCUGGCCGCCCACAGGGACCUGCAGCGGCUGAUGCAGGAGAUGAGAUACAUCAUGGACUGGAUGGGAGACAUGAAGGGCCGGCUGCAGUCCCAGGACUGCGGGAAGCACCUGCACGACGUGGACGAUCUUCUGCAGACGCACACGCUGGUGGAGGCGGACAUCUCCGCCCAGGCAGAGCGCAUCCGCGGGGUUCAGGCCUCCGCCCUGCGCUUCACCAGCACCGAGCAGAGCUACAAGCCGUGCGAGCCGGCUCUGGUGAGCGAGAAGGUGGCCCUGCUGGGACGGGCGUACGAGGAGCUGGGGCACCUGGCGGGCGGGCGGCGGGCGCGGCUGGAGGACUCGCGCCGCCUCUGGCAGUUCCUGUGGGAGCUGGGCGAGGAGGCGGCCUGGAUCCGCGAGCAGGAGCAGAUCCUGGCGGGCGGGGACUGCGGGCGCGACCUCACCUCCGCCCUGCACCUGCUCAGCAAGCACGAGGCCUUCAGGGACGAGAUGGCCGCCCGCUACGGCCCCCUGGGCCACAGCAUCGCCGCCGGCGACGCCCUGGUGCGGGAGGGCCACUUCGGCGCCCAGGAGGUCACCGAGAGAAUCCGGGACGUCCGUGCGCAGUGGGCGCACUUGGAAGAGGCAUCCCAGUUGAGAGAGCAGCGUCUGAAGGAGGCGGUGGCUCUGCACCAGUUCCAGACGGACGCUAACGACAUGGAGGCCUGGAUCAUGGAGACCCUGCGGCGGGUGUCCAGCCAGGAGGUGGGGCACGACGAGUUCUCCACCCAGACGCUGGCCCGCAAGCAGCGCGAGGUGGAGGAGGAGAUCCAGAGCCACCGCAACCUGAUCGACUCGCUGCACGAGCAGGCCCUGGGCCUGCCCUCGGCCUACGCCCGCUCCCCUCAGGUGGAGGGCCGUCUCCCCGCCAUCGAGCAGCGCUACGAGGAGCUGGAGUCCCUGUCGGCGUCGCGGCGCCAGGCCCUGGAGGGGGCGCUGGCUCUCUACCGCAUGUUCAGCGAGGGCGACGCCUGCCAGCUCUGGGUGGGGGAGAAGGAGCAGUGGCUGGACGCAAUGGAGAUCCCAAGCAAGCUGGAGGACCUGGAGGUGGUGCAGCAGAGAUUCGAGACUCUGGAGACUGAGAUGAAUAACAUGGGCACCCGAAUCUCUGACGUGAACCAAGUGGCAAAGCAGCUACUCGCCUCAGACCACCGCAGCAAAGGGCAGAUUCACCAGACUCAGGACCAGCUCAAUGACAGGUGGAAGGAGUUUGAGCGGCUGGCAGACAAGAGGAAGCAGGCCCUGGAGUCAGCGCUCAACAUCCAGAACUACCACCUGGAGUGCAACGAGAUCCAGAGCUGGAUGAAGGAGAAGACCAAAGUCAUCGAGUCCACGCAGAGCCUGGGCAACGACCUGGCCGGGGUCAUGGCCCUGCAGCGCAAGCUCACGGGCAUGGAGCGCGACCUAGAGGCCAUUCAGGGAAAGUUAGAUGACUUGCGUAAGGAGGCCAAGAAGCUGGCCAAGGAGCACCCGGACCAGGCCCAGGAGACCCAGGCCCGGCUCGGGGGGAUCCAGGAGGUGUGGGAGGAGCUGAACGCCACCAUGAAGCGGCGGGAGGAGAGCCUGGGCGAGGCCAGCAAGCUGCAGGGCUUCCUGAGGGACCUGGACGACUUCCAGUCCUGGCUGUCGCGCACCAUGACGGCCGUGGCCUCCGAGGACAUCCCCACCUCCCUGGCCGAGGCCGAGAAGCUGCUCACGCAGCACGAGGGCAUCAAGAACGAGGUGGACAACUACAAGGAGGACUACGAGAAGAUGCGGGCGGUGGGCGAGGAGGUGACCCAGGGCCAGACGGACGCCCAGCACAUGUUCCUGGCGCAGAGGCUGCAGGCGCUGGACACGGGCUGGCACGAGCUGCGCCGCAUGUGGGAGAACCGCCACAGCCUGCUGGCCCAGGCCUUCGACUUCCAGACCUUCCUCAGGGACGUGAAGCAGGCCGAGGGCUUCCUCAACAACCAGGAGUAUGUCCUGUCCCACACGGAGAUGCCCUCCAGCCUCCAGGGGGCAGAAGAGGCCAUCAAAAAACAUGAGGAUUUCAUGACCACCAUGGAGGCCAGCGAGGAGAAGAUCAAUGGAGUAGUGGAUUCCGGACUCCGCCUGGUCAGCGACCUCAACACCAACUCUGACAAGAUUCAGGAGAAGGCCGACUCCAUUAAAGAGAGACAUCAGAAGAACAAACAGGUUGCCAGUGCGCUACUGGCCAAGCUGAAAGACAACCGCGAACUGCAGCACUUCCUGCAGGAUGGACAGGAGCUCACGCUCUGGAUCAACGAGAAGAUGCUGACGGCCCAGGACAUGUCGUACGACGAGGCCAGGAACCUCCACAGCAAGUGGCAGAAGCACCAGGCCUUCAUGGCCGAGCUGGCCUCCAACAAGGACUGGCUGGACAAGAUCGGCAAGGAGGGGCAGGCUCUGGUGAGCGAGAAGCCGGAGCUGGACGCGGUGGUGAAGAAGACGAUGGCGGGCCUGCAGGCGCAGUGGGAGGAGCUGGAGGCCACCACCCAGACCAAGGCGCAGUGCCUGUUCGACGCCAACAGGGCGGAGCUCUUCACGCAGAGCUGCUCAGCCCUGGACUCCUGGCUGAUGAACCUGUCCUCUCAGCUGCAGAGCGAUGACUAUGGCAAGGACCUGACCAGCGUCAACAUCCUGCUCAAGAAGCACCAGAUGCUGGAGCACCAGAUGGAGGUGCGGGAGAAGGAGGUGCAGGCGCUGCAGUCGCAGGCGCUGGCCCUCUCCCAGGAGGACUCGGGCCUGGCGGAGGUGGACGGCCAGCAGAGGCGCGUGGCCGACAGCUUCUCCAAGAUCCACGAGCCCAUGCAGCAGCGGCGGCAGCAGCUGCUGGCCUCCAAGGAGGGCCACCAGUUCAACCGCGACCUGGAGGACGAGCUGCUCUGGGUGAAGGAGAGAAUGCCCCUGGCCACCUCCACGGACCACGGGAAAGACCUGCCCAGCGUGCAGCUGCUCAUCAAGAAGAACCAGACCCUGCAGAAGGAGAUCCAGGGGCACCAGCCCCGCAUCGAUGACAUCCACAGGCGCUCCACGGGCCCGGGGCAGGAGGAGACGGACGGGGUGGAGGGCCGCCUGCUGGAUCUGCAGGAGUCCUGGGCCCAGCUGAUCGCCGAGACGGAUCAGCGGCGCGGGCGCCUGGAGGAGUCUCACCGCGCCCAGCAGUUCUACGCCGACGUGGCCGAGGCAGAGGCCUGGAUGGGAGAGCAGGAGCUGCACAUGAUGUCAGAGGAGAAGGCCAAGGAUGAACAGAGCGCAGUGGUGAUGGUGAAGAAGCACCAGAUCCUGGAGCAGGCCCUGGAGGACUACGCCCAGACCAUCCACCAGCUGGCCAACAGCAGCCGGCUCAUGGUGACCAGCGAGCACCCUGAGAGCGAGCGGAUCACUCUACGGCAAGCCCAGGUGGACAAGCUGUACGCGGGGCUGAAGGACCUGGCGGAGGAGCGGCGGGGUCGUCUGCAGGAGAGGCUGAGGCUGACUCAGCUGAAGAGGGAGGUGGACGACCUGGAGCAGUGGAUCGCUGAGAGGGAGGUGGUGGCCGGGUCCCACGAGCUGGGCCAGGACUACGAGCACGUCACGAUGCUGCGGGACAAGUUCCGGGAGUUUGCGCGGGACACCAGCACCAUCGGGCAGGAGCGCGUGGACGGGGUGAACGCGCAGGCGGACGACCUGAUCGAGUCGGGCCACCCGGAGAACGCCAGCGUGGCCGAGUGGAAGGACGGCCUGAACGAGGCCUGGGCCGACCUGCUGGAGCUGAUGGACACGCGCACGCAGAUGCUGGCCGCCUCCUACGAGCUGCACCGCUACCACCAGGACGCGCGCGAGGCGCUGGGCCGCGUGCGCGAGAAGAGGGAGGCGCUGCCCGCCGACCUGGGCCGCGACCUCAACACCGUGCAGCACCUGCACCGCCAGCACACCGCCUACGAGCACGACAUCCAGGCCCUCAGCGGGCAGGUGAACCAGGUGCAGGAGGACGGGGCCCGCCUGCAGAAGGCCUACGCCGGGGAGAAGGCCGACGACAUCCACCGGCACGAGCGCGCCGUGUCCGAGGCCUGGGAGGCCCUGCUCUCCGCCGGCCAGGCUCGCCGGCUCCUCCUGCUGGACACCGUGGAGAAGUUCCGCUUCUUCAACAUGGUGCGCGACCUCAUGCUGUGGAUGGACGGGGUCAACCUGCAGAUCGACGCCCACGACAGCCCCAGGGAUGUGUCCUCAGCAGGGCUGGUCAUCGCCAACCACCAGGACAUCAAAUCCGAGAUUGAGACCCGGGCCGGCAGCUUCACUGCCUGUAAUGAGAUGGGCAACACGCUGAUCAAGAAUAAGCACUAUGCUUCUGAUGAGAUCCGGGAGAAACUAGAUCAGCUGCAGACCAAGAGGGACGAGAUCAACAAGAAGUGGCAGGACAAAAUGGACCACCUUCAGAUUGUGCUGGAGGUGCUGCAGUUCGGGCGGGACGCCUCGGUGGCGGAGUCCUGGCUGGCGGGACAGGAGCCGCUGGUGCGCGCGGCGGAGCUGGGCUCCAACGUGGACGAGGUGGAGAGCCUGAUCAAGCGGCACGAGGCCUUCGAGAAGCUGGCGGCCGGCUGGGACGAGCGCUUCACCCAGCUGGAGAAACUCACCACGCUGGAGGAGCUGGAGAUCCAGAGGCGGAGGGAGGAGGAGGAGAGGGCUCGGCGGCCGCCCACGCCUCCCCCGGCUGAGGAGGUGCUCCCGUCUGAGCUGGAGAGCCAGGCACACGAGUCUGCUGCCAGGACCAGCCUAGACCAGACAACUCUGAACCAGUCUGUGUCAGUGAACGGGGUCCACAGUGAUCAAGACACUUCACAGGGGUCGGAGGCGGAGUCUGUGAACGGGCCGGGUCGAGACAGCGGCCUGCCGUCGUCCUCUCGCCUGGACCCGUCCGGCCCCUUCGCCACGCUGCCGAGCAAAAGCACUGCCGAACCGCCGCCCGUGGAGACCAUGGAAGGGAUGCUGUGCCGCAAGCAGGAGAUGGAGUCGCACAGCAAGAAAGCAGCCAGCAGAUCCUGGCAGAACGUGUACUGCGUCCUGCGGAAGGGAAGCCUGGGCUUCUACAAGGACAACAAGGGUGCGGCCAACGGCGUUCCCUACCACGGCGAGGUGCCCAUCAGUCUCACCGAGGCCGCGUGUGAGGUCGCCCAUGACUACAAGAAGAGGAAACACGUCUUCAAGCUCCGGCUUGGUGAUGGAAAGGAAUUCCUAUUUCAAGCAAAAGAUGAGCCUGAAAUGAGCUCCUGGAUCCGCUCCAUCCUCUCCUCGAUCCCGGCGGGAGUGGGCGGGGCCGGCGAGCGCUCCCCGGGGGGCCCGACGGCGCUGAGCAGAGCCAUGACCAUGCCCCCCAUCUCGCCCGGCUCUGCGGAGCCCGGCGCCGUCACCAUGCGCAACAAGGAGGGCAAGGAGAAGGACCGGGAGAAGAGGUUCAGCUUCUUCGGCAAGAAAAAAUAAGCCAAGGAAAAAAAGAAAAAAAAACACAGACAAUUUAAGAACUCAUCAGACGCAAACAGAACUGACAGAAGCAGAAAGGAGACCGGAGUGUCCUGUUAACCACAUUGGCUCUCAGCCCCGAUCCUGCGUAGCGUGCUGUUCCUGUGAGGCUCCAGCAGAGCGUUCCGCUAGCCAUAGCGCCCCGGUCCUUUCCCAGCUGAUCAGAGGGGAGCUUGCCAGGAGGAUGUGCCAACACCAGCCCUUGUUGGAACAGGAAUCCAGAGGGCACCGGGGACGGUGGGGGGGGGGGGCAGGCGGGUGGCACGGGGCCGAGAACCAAUUGGAUGAGGACGUCUUAGAGUUCGGCUUAGAGUUAUUUCUGUUCGGCUCCCGGCUCCCGCUUGGUUCUUUUGAGUUUCAGAAUGGUCCUGCUGCUGUCGCCCGGGGAACAGUCAGGCCAUUCCACAAGGCCGUUAACAACAGGAAGGAUGCUAUACUCUAGGGGCUGUCGAUCCACCUCUCUUACUCUCUCUAUGGAAUUGCUUGAAGGACCAUGUUGAUUUUAGUUUUUUUGGCAUUAUUAUUAUUAUUAUUAUUAUUAUUAUUAUUAUUAAUAAUCAUUUUGCUGUUGCAGGUUUAGAGAAAAGAGUUUGAAGAAUAUGUAACUAUAGGUAGCUCAUCAAUGAAGAGAAAAACUAUUUGGUACUGUUGGAGAAACCAAGUUGGUUACUGUUAUUUGUGUUUGUUUGUAUUUCCCUUUUAUUUUUGUUUUUAGGAAGGCCAGCUUUCAAAGUGUUUUUAAAAGAGAGCAAAGUAAAUUUUUCAGUUAGGUUUUGCAAAAAGUAAUUUAACAAUUACCUAAGUGCAUAAGUUGAAAAAAUAUAUAUAUAUAUUUAAAGAGAAGUGGUUUUUAUUAUUUUGUUUUUAUCAUGAAUUUAUUUGUUUUAUUAUUUGGGGAGAAUAUUCAUGCUUUAUUUUUGACUUUUCUCGAAAACAGGAGAUUAUAUAGUUCAAGUAAGGUUGAGAGUGUGAGUUGUAGUGGAGGUUUUUUAAAUCAGUUUUUUGAUCGUUUUCCUGAAUAAUGGGCAUUUAUCUAUACAACCGUUCAUCCUAAUCAACAAGCUUAGGAGUGGUUUAGCUUUACAGAAGGGUUUUGGUUUGAGCUUUUAGUUUAUACUGCUAUUUCCAAUUAAACAGGUUUUUUUUUUAACUAUUUGGUUUUUUUGCUGUUUUUUUGUUCGUUUUCUUUUUUUUUGCAGGCCGUCUAAUAGGCAUGUGUAGUGUACUGUCAAACACUAAAAAUGAAACAGGAAUAAAGAUGCACACGAAAGACAUGGCAGGAAUGUGAGGGAAAGUGCGUGUGAAGGGUUGAGGAUGGGGGCAGUAAGUGUUGGAGGGACGUCGCGGGGGCGUAGCUGCUGGAGUUGAAUGGGGAUGGAAUGCGCGGUCGUGCACUGGGAGAGAUGGGUAAUUACUGAGCCGCUUCUGUCCGCCAUUCCCACAUGAAUCUGCCCAGACAGACGGCUCUGUCUCUCAUCCCUUAUGGAUCUCAUCCGCUGUCAAACUCUGACCCCUUUUUCUUUAAGAAAAACAAUUGCAGGGAAGCGUUACAAAGGAAACCCCUUUUAAAACGCAUCUUUCACAUUGACCUGGCAUAUUUAUGUGGCGAGAUUCUCCCUCGAUUGCGUGAGCGUUAUCACUGGGGGAAAAUGGCGGCCAAAUCACACAGAUGCAGACCAUAAAAUGUUGUUGAGGCGACUUGCUGUGGAUUAAGGAAGUGAAUAAUGGCGACGCUGGGUUGGUUAGGGUAUCACCUGUGAGCUCUCUGUUAGUUUGUUCACAGAAAGAGAGGCAUAGCUUUGGUUCAAGAUGUCCACAAUGCGCACAUAUUCCUGGCCUACAAUGACUUUAUAUAUACAGUGUAUAUCAGUCUUCUCUGACUAUCAGCUUUGGAGUGAAAUUGCUUUUGUCAGACCUUUUUCAUCUUGGAAAGGAAGCUGAGUUUAGCAUUAUACUGUGAAACCCCCCAUGAAGGGCGGAGUAUUAUGCCGAAGGCAUCUGAUGCAGCUCUAAUAUCCUUCCUCCACCUUGUUUCUUCUACUUCCUGUGGGAAUUUCCAGACAUCCUGCUUUUACGUCUGGAAUAUUAAACAUAAGACAGCAAGUGACACAAAGCAUUCCUGCUUGUUGCUGAUGUAAUGUGUAGCGAAGCAAGAAGAAAAUGAUAGAUUCCGUUUCGGGGUGAACUGAGGUAAGGUUUGAGAUUUAUGUGUGUGCGGUGAACACAGUCACCUCCAGGUGGCUUGAACUAAAUGCUCUUUACUUUGUGUUGUGCUGAAGCGGCAUCUCGCGCGUUUGUGCAGCGAUGCUGAGUUUUUCUCUCCGUGCCUCCCGUGACACCGGCAGUGUGAUGUGCAUCCGCGCCGACCCGAGUGUGACAGCUUCCUGUUGGAUCCAGCCCCAUGUUAGCCCGGAGGACAGUCAUCUGUGGCUCCGAAGGAAUACCGCAGAGAACACUGGAGGCCAAAGCUCACGAUUUAAAGACAGGUGCACGAUCGCGACGGUCCAGCUUCUCCGAUCUCGUACCGCCGAACCGAGACUUUUUGACAGCUGUGAUCCAGGGCACAUGCCACACACACACACACACACACACACAUGCGUGUGCACGCCCGGCCGACCGACUAGCAGCAGCAUGAGCCGUCCGCCUCGCCUUCCUCUCUUCCAGCGCUGGCGCUCUCCGCAUAGCCGAGCCUUGUGGCUCCUGCGCCACCUUGUGUUGACAGAUGAGAACUGCGGCGUUUCCAUGUCAGGAUUUAGUCCGUGCGCCAACUAUCGCUCUAGUUUCAACAGAAUGGGACAGCCGGUCUUACGAAUUCAUUACAAAAAGCCUAGCAUUUUAGUUAUCGGGCUGUAAGGCAGGACGAGUUUGACCACAAGAUACUUGUGGCUGCUUGGGUGUUCUUAGCGGUUAGCUGUGGUCUCUUUAUCUGAGUGUGCCUCUCCGGAGGUCGCCUCUCUCCUAACGGCAGAAGUAGUCACCCCAUACUGGACAUUCCAUCCCUUCAGCUAUCAGCUUUACAAGGUAAGCAGAGAUUUAUGAACAGUAGUGGCAUGAAGGAGGCAGGCUUUGGACAGACAAAAUCAGCCACCCCAAGACUUAUGAGCAUUAGAAAUGAUUGGUUUGUAAGUUGACAUCACCAUGCAAAAUUGGAUUGGUUUGGUCAUUUGAUACAAAUUAAGAGACUGGUAAAGUAAUCUUGGAACGGCAUUUCUGAAUCGUACACACAGACACAAGGGUUUCACAGUGACCGACACUGACUUUUCAUUCAAGCUAUGAAGUGUGGGCUUUGUAGUUUUCCGCUGUAAUCAAUGAUUUUAGGGCGUACUGUCCACUGUUUCUGGUGUGAUGAGCAAACGUACUGGAGUGGGAAUGCAUUCUGAUCCAUCAAUGAGGAGACAAAGGAGAUUAAUUCUGGGUAUGCUUUAAAAUGUAAACACAUUCAGAAUAAGCAAAAUUAAGAAAUUGAUUUAUUUGCCUCUUCAAAAUAGCAUAUGAGAUGGAAAGGUUCAGAGAUAUGUCAUAUGUGAACGUGGUGCCACAAAAAGUAUUCAGAAAAAAUCGGAAAAGAGAAAGCCAAGAAAAAUUUGCUUCCUUGAAAAGUAUUGAAUUGUGUUAUGGGGAUCAGUUUUCUAAGCCAGGUGUUCAUUUGGCUGCAUUUGAUUAGCAAGCCUACUGACCCACUUGCCUCAAAUGGAAUAAAUUUUAGAAAAUGAUCUGUUCCUUUUUUGUGACACUCACCACAAGCUGUUAAUACCACUAUUACAAUUUAUUAUUAUUAUUAUUAUUAUUAUUAUUAUUAUUAUUAUUAUUGCAACUGUUAGUAAUACUACUUCUACUGUUACUACUGGUACUUAUUACUAUGACUAUUACUGCUGUCCAUUUUCAGGUACAUGUCUGUAAUGGGAGAUUUUUCCACAAGAUGUCAGUGUGCUGUGGAGCAUUUUCAUUACAGAUCGAUCGAAAAAUGUUUGUUGACUUGUGUAUCUAUAUCAAAUACAAAACAUAAAAAAUAAAAUACGGUUUAAAACAAAACAAUA
Anguilla anguilla (European eel) is the source of this 11841-nucleotide messenger RNA. RefSeq names its product spectrin beta chain, non-erythrocytic 1-like. The transcript has 40 exons. Gene Ontology annotation, cellular component: cell projection; cell junction; spectrin. Gene Ontology annotation, biological process: actin cytoskeleton organization. The record is from RefSeq and is a predicted model, not a curated record. Lineage: Eukaryota; Metazoa; Chordata; Actinopteri; Anguilliformes; Anguillidae. Bases 575 to 7765 code for a protein of 2396 amino acids. Gene Ontology annotation, molecular function: structural constituent of cytoskeleton; phospholipid binding; actin filament binding.